CCAUAUUUAUGUAUGUCUGUAUCAUUUUAAAUAAAUCACUUAACUAAUUAACCAAUUAACUAGAAUGUAUUAGAAUUGUUUAGAGCAAAAUGUCUAAUUAACAAUUUGGAAAUAUUUCCAACACUGUGCGCUAGUGCAAGCUGUACUCAUUGGAUUCGCGAUUAGUUUGUUUGUCUAUAAUUUUACUUUAUCUAUGAAUAACUGUAGCAUAUAUCCGGCGCACUCGCAGUGAUAUAUUUAAUACAUUUAAUUUAUAUUAGUGCGUUAAUAGUGUUAUAAAGUGUUAUAUUGAGUGUUUUAUGUUCCGUUACUUUGUUAUUAUUGUAAAAUAUUCGCAUUGCGCAUACAUUAAAUAAUGUUAAAAUAUAACAUUAAUUUUUACUCUAAUUUGAUAUUGUAUGCGACGCAGAGAAUGUUGAUCAGAAUUAAAAUGAUGUAAAAUUCGAAAUGCAGAAAGCCUCUACUCGAGGAUCGCCCAGCAGAGUGUGUCGAUCAGUCUCCUCCGAGUGUUCGACGUGUUUGCGUCGUUCGCAGAAAACGUGGGCGCGCACGACGAAAUGGUAAACGACAAGUGCAAUUCAUCCGUCGAGCUCGGCAUCGCAAUGGACAACAAGGAUGCUAAAGGAUUCCUUAAGGAAGAAACGGUGAGGAAGAUCAAGUCGAUCGCCGGUCAUGUGGCCUUGUUAAUCGCUCUGAUGCUCUACACCGCGAUCGGUGGAUUGGUCUUUCGGCAGAUCGAACUCCCGGCAGAGCUCGGACGGCUCGAACGUUUGCGCGCAAAAUUACGUAUGCAACGAUAUCGUUUCAUCGAGUCCAUUUCCAACAAUACGGACGUCUUCAAUUUGCGAACCUUGGUAAGCGUGAAAUUGCGCGCCUACGAAGAAGCUGUUCAGGAUGCGGCUGAAGCGGGUCUUUUGGUCAGUUUUGUAACGGAUACCAUGGAUCAGGAUGCUCACAUUGAAUCGGACUUGCCGCCCAUCAUAACUGAAAGAUGGAGCGUUCUCCAAGCGGUUUUCUUCGCCAGCACUGUUCUCACUACGAUUGGAUACGGCAACGUCGUGCCCUCGACUAAUUGGGGAAGGAUUUUCUGCAUCCUCUUCGCUCUCAUCGGCAUACCUCUCACCCUGAUCGUGAUUGCCGACUUGGGAAAGCUGUUUGCGGAGGGAGUGGUGUAUAUUGCGUUGACGCUAAAAUUGAAAUUUCCGUUUCGCGCGAAAUUAUCAUGCGUUCCGACGAACGUAACCGGUCGACGAUCGCUCGGCGCCUGUGCCGCUAUCGUACUGCUCUUUCUAUAUCUUGCCUGCGGCGCCGGUAUGUUUAUGCUGUGGGAGGACGAUUGGAACUUUUUCGAUGGAUUUUAUUUCUGCUUCGUUACAAUGACCACUAUAGGCUUUGGCGAUCUUGUGCCGAAGAAGCCUAAAUACACUUUAUUGUGUACUUUGUACAUCUUGGUCGGUUUGGCGCUGACUGGCACUAUCAUCGAACUCGUUAGACGACAAUACGCUCAGUCUUGGAGAAGGCUGCAAAGACUGAGUGGUCCAUUAGCUGAAACUCUCAGGAAACUCGGCGAACAAGCAGGCGGCGACAUGUCCGCGCUACAUUCUGAUCUAAGGAAAGUAUUGACAAUCAUAUCUAUGCCGCGUUUGAGAUGGUCCACUUCCAUUGAUCGUGAUGUCACAAAGGACCGGGAUUGGGAGGAAGCUGUGGAGGCGGUAUUGCGCGAUAUCGCUGCAUCCGCGACAGUGCCGCCGCCCAAAAAGCCGAUUGUGCAAAUCGUCGUUUAUGAAUCUAGCGUUUAAUGUAUUGUCAAGAAUAUGAUACACGGAAGAAAC
Molecule: messenger RNA, 1832 nt
Organism: Formica exsecta
Lineage: Eukaryota; Metazoa; Arthropoda; Insecta; Hymenoptera; Formicidae
Product: TWiK family of potassium channels protein 7-like
Exons: 8
Coding region: 558-1799 (413 amino acids)
Biological process (GO): potassium ion transmembrane transport; stabilization of membrane potential
Cellular component (GO): membrane
Molecular function (GO): potassium ion leak channel activity
Source: RefSeq, a predicted model, not a curated record